UUGGAAUUUUUGUUUUGGGGUGUUAUGUUAAAUCUCAUCUAAGGUUUGAGAUACAAAGACAAUAUAAUGAUUAAUUGUAGGCUAACUUGAUUGACCUUCAAGAACCGGAUUUACAAACAAAUAUUGAUGUGAGAAUAAUUAUAUUUCAAUUAGUUUUUCUUUUUUCAAAUAAAAAUAUAAUUUUAAGGGGUAAUUUUGUAAUUUGAUUUUAUUGGUGAGAUGUAUUUACAAAUAAGUGAUUUGUAUUUUAUAGGGUAGAAAGUGUAUUAAUGUUUUUAGUGGGUUUGAGUGUUUGAUGGUUAUAUUGUACAGUUAUUCACUUUUUUAUUAAUGGCAUGUUUACUUAGAGGGAAUAGGAAUCAAUAGUAUGGUAUUAAUUUUCAUACAAUUGUUUAUUAAAUUUUACACAAAUUAAGGUUAAAAUAAAAGAAAAGGUUCUCCCUCCAUUUUUUUAGAGAAUACCUUUCCCUUUCUUAAUUUAUUUUAUUUUAAUUCUAAUUUUAUUAAUUAAAAAUGAAAAAAAUAAACAAAUAUGUUUUUUAAAAUUUAUAAACAAAAAAUAAUUAGAUGUUCUAACAAUCACAAUUUUGUAAAAUUAAAGUAUUCCGGUUACCUUUUCUAGUUAUAUAAAUAAAAUAAUAUGUGAUUAUGAUUUUCUUUCCAUUCAGUAUAGUAAAAUAUUGAUUUCAAUUAUUUUCUAUAUUAAACCGAUUCAUUUCUCCCAUUGAUUAUUCUGAUUUCAAUUACAGUUUAAAAAACGCGUCAUAAGAGUAUUAAAGAAUCAAAUUUAAACAAUAAAUACAGAAAUUAAUUAAUAUCUAAUAUAUGACGAUUUUGUUUUUUAAAAUAUAUUUACAAUAUAAAUUAUUAUUAUUUUAUUUUUUCAAGAAAAUUAACAAGUAAUAUAUUACAAAUAUUAAUUCUAAUUAUUCUCCAUUUAUUAUAUUAUAUUUUUUUUAUUAAUUUAUUCCAUACUCUGCUGUAAAUAUAUUCAGUGUUUUCCCCGUUCUUAAAUAAAUUGUCCAUAAACAGGAAAAACACGCAAAAGGUAAAUAAAGAUGAAAGACAUAGAAAAGAAAUCUACAUCCAUUGGGACAAAGCUAUACGAGAUUGACCAAAAUAGAUGGUAAUUAAUUAAACAAAUAAGAAAAUAAAAAAUAAUGGAAAGUGAAGAAAUACUAAUUUCUUUUGGUAUCGAGUCCCCUGCGUCUUUCUCUUAUCCUUGAGACCUGAUCAGAUUUCUCUCCGCAUUCUUAUUUUCUUAGAUGGUUUUGUUUUUGUAUGAAAAUAAUAAUAACACAUUAAAAAUGAUUAUUAUUUAACACAUUAAACAUGAAAAUCACAAAAGAUAAUCUUUCAACAAUUCAUUACUAUUUAGUUGUAAAAUUUUUAUAUUGAUAACUUUGUUUAUGAAUCAAGAGAGAUAAGGGUGCAGUGAGAUUUAUUUAUUUAUUAUUAUUAUUUUUUUUGUGAUAAAGCAAGGAAGAUGGAUUCUUUUGCCAAUAGAGUAGAAGGUGAUGACAAAGAAGUUCUUAAUUGGGCAGCAAUUGAGAGGCUUCCAACAUACGAACGACUAAAACAAGGAAUACUAGACACUUGUACAGUUGAUGUACACCAUCUUAGUAUUCAACAAAAACAGAGUUUGGUUGAGAAACUGGUCAAGGUGCUUGACCAACAUAAUCAAACUUUCUUGGCCAAACUCAAGAAUCGCAUUCACAGUGUUAGAAUUGAGCUACCUACUGUUGAAGUUCGUCUUGAACAUCUCAUUGUUGAGACAAAAAUUUAUGUGGGAAAAGAGCUCUACCUUCAUUCAUUAACUUCACAACGAAUGUCAUUGAGGUAAAAAAAAUU
Messenger RNA from Cannabis sativa, 1851 nucleotides. Its product is annotated as pleiotropic drug resistance protein 1-like. Lineage: Eukaryota; Viridiplantae; Streptophyta; Magnoliopsida; Rosales; Cannabaceae. The transcript is spliced from 2 exons. The record is from RefSeq and is a predicted model, not a curated record. Bases 1487 to 1843 code for a protein of 118 amino acids.